AUGUCGUUUCAUGACAGCAUCGUCGACGCGACAAUCGCCGACUUAUCGACUGCACUAGCCAGUGGCAGACUGACAUCCGUGGAGCUGGUGGCCAAAUACCUGCUCCGCAUCAGCGCCUAUGAUUGCAGAAACACGGCUCUCAACUCAAUUCCCCUGAUCAAUGAGCGCGUGUUCGAAGAAGCAGCCGCCGCUGAUGAUCGCCGUGCCGCUGGCCAUGCCCGAGGCUCCUUGGAAGGAAUCCCUUUCACGGUCAAGGACAGCUACAAGGUCCGUGGAAUGACUGUAGCUAGCGGUUCGGAAGCGUUCCAGAACCUCGUUGCCAAUGAAGAUGCGUUCACCGUGAAGGCUCUGCGCGAAGCUGGCGCCGUCUUGUUGGGUCGGUCGAACAUGUGUCCCAUGGCAUAUGGGGGAAUGCUUCGGGGUGUAUAUGGUCGAGCGGAGAGUCCAUACAACAAAGACUAUCUCCCUGCCGCCUUUGGAUCGGGAUCCUCCAAUGGCAGUGGUGUGUCUGUGGCAGCUUCCUUUGCUGCGUUCGGUAUGGGCGAGGAGACUGUUUCCUCUGGUCGCUCUCCUGCCUCGAACAAUGCUUUAGUGGCUUACACUCCUUCCCGGGGCCUCAUAUCAAUCCGCGGCAAUUGGCCGCUAUACCCUACCUGCGAUGUCGUUGUUCCCCACACACGCACCAUGAGCGACUUGUUCGUUCUGCUGGAUGUGCUUACCAGGCAGGAUGCGGAGACAAAGGGCGACUUCUGGAGGGAUCAACCGUUCAUCCAGCUGCCACACUCCCCCUGGCCUGACGGUUCAGAGCCUUCGACCGCUCCCAGAAAUGCAGGGUACCUCAAAGGAAAGCGAAUCGCAGUUCCGCAGAUUUAUCUCAAACACCAGGAUGGUGGACCGUAUAUCUCUGAAGCAGUAGAACCGCUCUGGAGGCAAGCACAAGCCGACCUCGAGGCGGCCGGUGCAAUCAUCGAGAUCAUUCCCGAACUCCCAGUCUUGCACAUCUACGAGCAGAUGCUGCGCAGACCAAACGCCGGAAAUGCUUCUUCGCCUCUCCCCUAUCUGCCAGACGACUGGAACGCCACCGAGCGAGGUCUACUUAUUGCUCAUACCUGGGAAGCCUUCCUGCAGGACAAUGGCGACCCUCAUAUCCAAUCUCUGACCCAAGUGAACCCAACAGUUAUCUUUCCUCACCUGCCCCGAGAUGAUCCCCAAGUCAAAUUUACCGAACCGGCCAAUGCCGUUCAUUGGGCGAAGUUAGCCAGCUAUGUUGCUGACCGCACGCCCUCGACAAGGACCGGCAAGAGUGCCAUCUAUGAUGUUGCUCACCUCGAGGAUGCCGUGAGAGCUCUCGAGCAAAUUCGAGUCCGGUUCUUCGAGGAGUGGAUGUCAGCUCAGAACUACGACUUUGUCGCCUUUCCCGCUGCAGGCGACGUUGCCCGUGCCGAUGCCGACAUUGACGACAGGAGCGCACGGCAUGCCUGGACGGACGGCGUAAAGUAUAGCCACGGCAAUCGAGCUCUGCGACACCUAGGCAUACCCAGUGUGACGGUGCCGAUGGGGAUCUUCGAGAAUUCAAAAAUGCCGAUGAGUUUGACGUUCCUCAGCAGAGCUUAUGAUGAUCUCAGCUUACUGCAAGCUGGGUAUGCAUACGAACAGAACAGCAAGAGAAGAGUUGUGCCGCCGUUGACGCCACCUUUGACGUCGGAUGCCAUCGCGAAAGAUGGCCAGGUAUUUUCGCAUCCUCGACCAGAGUUGUCAAUCACGAAAUGUCGGACGACUCCUGCUCAAGAUGGUAACAUUCGCGUGUCCAUUGAAGGCGCGGUGUCUGUCGCGCCAGGCUCUGGAGACUACUUCGAUCCAACUCUGGAGAUAUACAUCGACGGCGAACAUGUCCCUGCACCGGUGUUGCUGGUCGAAACGCCAACAGCUCUCGGUGCGAGCCCACCGAUCUCCAAAUUCGUUUGCGAAUACUCGGUGCCUUUACCGCCGGAACAAGACUGCCGCAACCGCGUUGUUGGUGAGAUCGCCAGAGACAGCACAAUGGUCUUGAUCCUCGCUAGGAACGGCGCAGGGAGUCGACCGUCGGGAUAUGUGAAAUUGUUGCAUCACGGGAAGCAAAAGGACAUCCUGGAGGUUUAG
Molecule: messenger RNA, 2139 nt
Organism: Cladophialophora carrionii CBS 160.54
Lineage: Eukaryota; Fungi; Ascomycota; Eurotiomycetes; Chaetothyriales; Herpotrichiellaceae
Exons: 1
Coding region: 1-2139 (712 amino acids)
Source: RefSeq, a predicted model, not a curated record